Molecule: messenger RNA, 605 nt
Organism: Sinocyclocheilus grahami
Lineage: Eukaryota; Metazoa; Chordata; Actinopteri; Cypriniformes; Cyprinidae
Product: DNA-directed RNA polymerase III subunit RPC6-like
Exons: 3
Coding region: 28-345 (105 amino acids)
Biological process (GO): transcription by RNA polymerase III
Cellular component (GO): RNA polymerase III complex
Source: RefSeq, a predicted model, not a curated record
GCUGCGAGAGACAGUAAGCAGAGCCCCAUGGUGCAAAGAAACAGCUCAUUUGCCAACUCUCAUGAAGUGUGGAAGUACAUCUGUGAGCUUGGCAUCAGCAAAGUGGAUUUGUCCAUGGAGGACAUUGAGACCAUUCUGAACACAUUGAUCUUUGACGGCAAGGUGGAGAUGACCAUAAUCGCUGCUAAAGAGGGGACUGUGGGGAGUGUAGAUGGACAGAUGAAGCUCUACAGGGGCGUGAAUCCCAUAAUUCAGCCCACUGGCCUGGUGUUUGAUGACUGUCAUGAAGGGUGCGAGAUCUCUCCGUCUAACUGUGUUUACAUGGCUGAGUGGCUGGAUUUCUGAAAAGCCAACCGGAUGUCUUUUGUUUUUUUUUAAUGAGAAAGUAUUUUUAAUGCAGCGGUUCGAUGCAACUGAAGAUAUCUUUUUAUUUAUGUUUUGAACAUUAAUGGCUUUAAUGACUCAAGCAGAACUACAUAAAGUGAAUAAGAAGCAGCUUCCAUCUGGUCGUCAGUGAAAUUUGGACACAUUAGACUGAUUUUCUUUUUUUGUUUGUUUGUUAUUGCUUCUCUCUUCACCCAUAGAUAUGUAUUUUAAGAUAUACC